Molecule: messenger RNA, 5132 nt
Organism: Papilio polytes (common Mormon)
Lineage: Eukaryota; Metazoa; Arthropoda; Insecta; Lepidoptera; Papilionidae
Product: peroxidasin homolog
Exons: 24
Coding region: 170-4195 (1341 amino acids)
Biological process (GO): response to oxidative stress
Molecular function (GO): peroxidase activity; heme binding
Source: RefSeq, a predicted model, not a curated record
AGCGUCCAUCACAGCUUCACUCCGCCAUAGCCAGCGAACCGAUCCGUUCGUGGCGGACGGCGCGUACCUACCCGUAUCUCGUAAAUCGCGAACACAAAAUUAAUAACGAAUUGUGCCGUCGUGUUUUUGUUUUUGUUGUUUUGAUGUUUACUGUGUGAUAUUUAUCAAAAUGGGUGGUUUCAAACGAUACCAUAGUAGUGUCUUACUAUUGGCUGUUACGUGUGCGGUAUCGUUAGCACAGAAGAGCAGAAUAGAAGACACGAAUAUACAAGCGGUGCCCAGCGACCUGCGGCGAGCGGUUAGCGAGGCGUUAGCCUUAGAGAGGAGGUUCCACUUGGGCGCUAACGAUGCGCAUAAUUGUACAUCAGAAUAUGAAGAUAUUAGUACGACUCCUUGCCCGCCCAGCAAGUACCGCAGCGCUAGCGGGGAGUGCAAUAAUGUUAGACACAGGCCAUGGGGACGACGAGGAGAUGUCUUCCUGAGGUUGUUACCUCCAAACUAUGCUGAUGGUGUAUCUCUCCCGCUAUCCUCACCUCACUUACCAGAGCCCACGCUAGCCGUGCAAGCAGCCGCACAGCUAACAGAGCCAGCUGAACAUGAUUACGUCACCAGCAUGCUGGCCGCCUGGGGACAGUUCAUCAUGGACGAUCUCAUCGCGACCGCCAAUGGGAACAAGAAAUGCGAAUCGUCGUCGUGCGAAUAUGUGCGCUCAGCUCCGACCAGGAAUCUAGACUCGUGCGGUUUCGAGGUGCGAGAACAAAUGAAUAUGGCAACAGCAUUCCUCGAUGGUUCAGCGCUAUACGGCAGCUCGGAGAAGGAACUUCUUUCCUUGAGGCUAUAUGAUGCUGGAAAACUAGACUUAGGAGCAUGUCGCAAAUGCAACGACGGCACACCUACCGCGCCUCUAUACAAAGCUCUAUUCUCCGAACACAAUCGUAUCGCAGGGGAGCUCUACGCAAUGAACCCAUUCUGGGAUGACGUCACACUGUUCCUCGAGACCAGACGUGCUAUGGCAGCCAUGAUACAGCAUAUAACAUACAAUGAGUUCCUGCCAGUGUUGUUAGGCGAAGUGGGUAUGGCAAAGGCAGAAUUAAAGCUUACAUCACUAGGUUUUUGGCGAAGCUAUUCGAGUACCAACCGCGCCGGCGCCUACGCAGAACUUAUCGCCGUUGCACCUAUUUUCAAUGCAAUGAUGCAUGAAAACUUAAUCAACGAUACAUCUUCUAUAAUGGAUUUAGUUAAGACGAGUGCACACAAAGUGUCCAAAUUUCCGGGAUCAGCGCAAUGGGACUUGAAUCGUUCUAGAGACCACGGCGUAGCAUCUUAUUUGCGAGCGCUGCGUCUAUGUGAACCAAUGGUUAAUGUCAAAUCGUACGCUGACUUCGAAAAGCUAGGAUUCAAUAGAGCUCAGCAAGAAAUGAUGGCGGACAUGUACAGGAAUGCUGAAGAUGUGGAGCUAAUGAUCGGUGGUGCGAUGGAAAAAGCGGCAUCCGGAGCUGUUAUUGGUUCAACAUUAGCUUGCGUGUUAGCUCUACAAUUUGCCAAUAUGAAGAAGAGCGACAGGUUCUGGUAUGAAAACGAUAUCCCUCCAUCAUCUUUCUCUCCCGAGCAACUAGCUGCUGUAAGGAAGGUUUCGCUCGCUGGUCUGUUAUGUGCUGCGGAAGAAAAUCUCGGCAAAAUCCAACCGAAAGCAUUCGUCAAAGAAGAUCCUUUCUUAAACGCAGCACAGCAUUGCUCGCAACACAAUCGCUUAGAACUAUCCGCGUGGCGUGACGAGACAGGCGCUAAAGCGGCCGAGAGGUUGUCACAGGAUAUGCUAACUGCUGCGCUCGAGAAAGCCAAACAGGAGAUGGCAGAUAGAAAGAAACUUGAAUACAUGCUUUGGGAAUCACGUGGAGGUGCCGAUCCCAAGUCCCCAGUGGGUACUGCAGCGUCCUUCUCUAAAGCAAACAAAUACGCUUUAAAACUCGCCAACACUUCUCUCUUCUUUGAAUUUGCCACCAAUGAGCUGCUCAAUACCGUUAAUACCGGACACCGUCGCAAGCGUCAAAUAUUCGACGAUUCGCUUAGCUUCUCUGCCAACGAUUUUGUGGACUCCCUGCAGUCUGUGGACGUGAGCGGCUUUCUCGGCCAGGACCAGCAGGGACCGAGCAUCGAGCCUCAGUGUGACGACAACGGCGGCUGCGAUGCCAACAACCCCUUCAGAACAUACACUGGAUACUGCAACAAUCUCCGUAAUCCCAAUCUAGGAAAGAGUUUGACGACCUUCGCUAGACUAUUACCACCAGUGUAUGAAGAUGGUGUGAGCAGACCCCGCAUCAACUCAGUGACAGGCACGCCGCUGCCCUCGCCGCGCAUCAUCUCGACUGUCAUCCACCCUGACAUCUCCAAUCUGCACACCCGCUACACGCUCAUGGUGAUGCAGUUCGCACAGUUUGUAGACCACGAGCUUACCAUGACGCCCAUUCAUAAAGGUUUCCACGAGUCUAUUCCCGACUGCCGGUCCUGUGAUUCUCCACGCACUGUGCACCCCGAGUGCAACCCCUUCCCGGUGCCGCGCGGCGACCACUACUACCCCGAGGUCAACAUCACCUCCGGCGAGAGGCUCUGCUUCCCCUUCAUGAGGAGUCUGCCCGGACAGCAGCAUUUAGGUCCCCGUGAGCAAGUGAAUCAGAAUACAGCGUUUCUGGACGCAUCAGUCAUAUACGGAGAGAACCCAUGCAUAGUACGGAAACUGCGUGGCUUCAAUGGACGCCUCAAUGCCACCGACCAUCCGCUUAACGGCCGCGACCUUCUGCCGCGCUCCGACAGCCAUCCAGAGUGCAAGGCGCCUAGUGGCUUUUGUUUCAUUGCUGGUGAUGGCAGAGCAUCAGAACAGCCGGGUCUAACCGCUAUUCACACAAUCUUCCUCCGCGAACAUAACCGCCUGGUAGAAGGUCUACGAGGUGUCAACCCGCAUUGGGACGCUGAGCUGCUUUUCGAACACACCCGUCGCAUCGUCGCUGCGGAGCUUACACACAUCAUCUUCAACGAAUUCUUACCUCGACUUCUCUCAUGGAACGCUGUCAAUCUUUAUGGACUCAAAUUGUUGCCAGCAGGUUACUAUAAGGACUACUCACCGACUUGCAAUCCAGCGAUAGUAACCGAAUUCGCAGCAGCGGCGUUCCGUUUCGGCCACUCGCUACUGCGCCCGCACCUGCCGCGUCUCUCACACAACUUCCAGCCUGUGGAGCCUCCGAUCCUCUUGCGCGACGGAUUCUUUAGACCUGACAUGUUUAUGAGCCACCCGCAACUGGUCGAUGAACUGAUGCGCGGUCUAUCCUCUACUCCUAUGGAAACACUGGACCAGUUUAUAACCGGGGAGGUCACAAACCACUUGUUCGAGGACCGCAAGAUACCAUUCUCUGGAAUCGAUUUAAUCGCCCUCAAUAUCCAAAGAGCUAGAGACCACGGAAUACCGAGUUAUAACAACUAUAGAGCUCUGUGCAACUUGAAGAGGGCUGCUAACUUCGAAGAUUUAUCAAGAGAGGUUCCCGAUGAAGUUAUUGCACGAUUGAAGAGGAUCUACCCAACAGUGGACGACAUUGACCUAUUCCCUGGGGGCAUGAGCGAGCGGCCAUUGCAGGGCGGUCUUGUAGGACCUACCUUCGCUUGCAUCAUUGCCAUACAAUUCCGACAGCUCAGGAAAUGCGAUCGCUUCUGGUAUGAAAACGACAACCCAGCUAUCAAAUUCACGGAGCAACAAUUGGCGGAAAUUCGCAAAGUAACGAUGUCUAAGGUUUUAUGCGAGAACUUCGAUUUGCAGAGUGACAUGCAACGCGCCGCUUUUGACUUACCCAGCAACUUCUUGAACCCUCGCGUGCCUUGUUCAUCGCUGCCCAAGUUGGACUUAUCGGCGUGGCGCGAAAGCUCCGCCCAGGGCUGCCUGAUCGCGGGCCGCUCGGUCGCAGUCGGCGAGUCCGCCUUCCCCUCACCGUGUACCUCCUGUAUCUGCUCUUCUGAGGGUGCGCAAUGUGCAUCGUUAAGGAUAACAGACUGCGCGCAAUUGCUUCGCGAAUGGCCGCGAGAAGCAGUGCUAAGAGAUGACGUGUGCACAGCGCAAUGUGGCACUGCAGCGCCACCCAACCCUAGCGGCCACCGACGACAACCGAUCAACUUCAAGUUCCCAGACUUAUCGCCCUUUAUAGCAAAGUGAACGAAUAUUACGAGCUCGUAAGCUCUGUGUAAUCCAGUGUGUGCUAUUAAGCUAGUUAAACCAAUUUAUAACGAACUAUGAAUAACUGUAGUAAAAAGUCCCCUGAUUGUGCUUACGACGAAAUUAUGUAAUUAUUGAUACAUUCGUCAACAAUUUUAAAUGAUAGAAAUUUUCAAUAAAAUAAUGCAAAUAUUGUUAUUUUCUAUUACAUAAAAAACGAGCCAAUAAUGCAUAAUUACUUUAAAGCUUCGUUAACAUCAAAGACGUUUGUAAUUUUUGUGAGUAAAAACUUUAUGGUUGAUUGACUAAGAACAUCACGAACAAAUAUUUAAGAUUUUGUAAAUUAUUAGUGACGUUUAGGCCAUAAAUAAAUACUCAAGCUUUAUCCUCUGCUGAAAAAUAAGUUAAUAAAAAAAAGAAUCGAAUGAAAAAAUACAAUAACAUAAAUAACUUAACAAGUUAUUUGUUAAAUGGGUAUUACUCAAAAAAUGAGCACGCAUAAGCAUUCUUACCAAAGUUAUUUAAAAAUAUGAAAUUCAAUCACAUACCUUUAGGUUAGUGAAGAAAAACGAAUGCAACAAGCUCAAAAUCCAUGGCUGUUAGCAAUAAUUUAAAACUCCUAAUUUUAAGGAUAAUGAAUUCUUAAUCAAAUUGAAGUCAUUGUAAAACGGCCAUGUUAGCUUUAAUUUUUUUUAAACAAUUAUUACCAGUGUGGCAAUACCUACUAAAUGUUACCAUUAUCGUACAAUAUUAGAUUCAGUAAUAAAUACAAAAUAUACUAUGUAGCUUGUAAGAAAUCACUGCCUAGUUUUGUGUCUAGGGUUUAAAACGUGUAAAUUAUUUUGUAAAGUAUUGGCAUAAUUAGUAUUAAGAUUUUUAUACUGUAGCUUAUAACUAUUUUAAUUUUAUAAAUACAAAUCUCACCAAUUAUUUAAAA